AUGGCCGGAAAAGUGGAAAAGGUUUCUAAAUAUGAAACAUUUAAACUUUUGGAAAAAUGUCGGAAAGAGAGGGACGAUGCGAUGCACCGGGAGAGUAUUCUUAGGGAAAAACUGAGGCAGUACGAGUCUAGAAUGAGAUCAACUGAAGCUCUAAAACAGAAACUGAAGACGAUGACUUUGGACAAUAAAGAACUGAGGAAACAGGUGAAAACGCUACGGGCUGAGAUAGGAUUAGAAGCGAGCCCGAAGUUUCAAGGGAAAACUACGAAGGACAUAAUAAAUGAUUUGCAUGAGAAAGAGCGCCAGUGCAAUUCAUUAAUGGAAAAGGCAGGGAAAUUAAGCUUGACGAUUGAUGAACUUACGUCUGAGCUGGCCAAUACCGUAACUUCAAAAACUCUAUUAGAGGACCAGGUACAGUCAUUGCAGCAAAAUCUAAAAGACAUGACAAACAACCAGCGCCGUUUACUGAAGCUGUGGGAAGAUAAAAAAGCGCAACGCGAGCAGCUGUCCCUUCCGGCAAUUUCCCAAAAACCUGGUCAGAGACCCAUCGUGCACAAAGCAGUGCAGACUGAAAUGUCCAUUAACGCAGCACAGAGACUACCAACAAAUGCCUUUGAAACCAAACCACCACGAGAAACGGAGAGAAGCAAAGCAAGCAUUGAAAAACGCAACAUAACUUUGCCAAACGGCAACCUCCGGGACAAAACGGCUUUAAUUCAGAGUGAAGCCAAAGGAAUACAUAACUGA
Molecule: messenger RNA, 747 nt
Organism: Chanos chanos (milkfish)
Lineage: Eukaryota; Metazoa; Chordata; Actinopteri; Gonorynchiformes; Chanidae
Exons: 1
Coding region: 1-747 (248 amino acids)
Source: RefSeq, a predicted model, not a curated record